Oxyura jamaicensis (ruddy duck) is the source of this 868-nucleotide messenger RNA. RefSeq names its product clathrin light chain B (gene CLTB). The record is from RefSeq and is a predicted model, not a curated record. Gene Ontology annotation, molecular function: structural molecule activity; clathrin heavy chain binding. The transcript is spliced from 8 exons. NCBI's taxonomy places the organism in Eukaryota, Metazoa, Chordata, Aves, Anseriformes, Anatidae. Gene Ontology annotation, biological process: intracellular protein transport; clathrin coat assembly; clathrin-dependent endocytosis. Gene Ontology annotation, cellular component: synaptic vesicle membrane; postsynaptic endocytic zone cytoplasmic component; clathrin coat of trans-Golgi network vesicle. The coding region runs from base 44 to 730 and encodes 228 amino acids.
CCCGGCGGCGGGAGGGAAGGAGGGAGGAGGGGGGGAGCCGGCCAUGGCCGACGACUUCGGUUUUUUUUCCUCGUCCGAGGCUGCCGGCGCCGAGGAGGACCCGGCCGCCGCUUUCCUGGCGCAGCAGGAGAGCGAGAUCGCGGGCAUCGAGAACGACGAGGCCUUCGGGCCCGCCGACGGCGAGGCGGCCUCCGCCACCCCCGGGCAGGCGGCCCCGCAGGAGCCCGCUGCUUUCCAGAACGGGGGAGCCACUGUCAACGGAGAUGUUUUCCAGGAGUCCAACGGCCCCACGGACGCCUACGCGGCCAUAGCCAAGGCUGACCGGCUGACCCAGGAGCCCGAGAGCAUCCGCAAGUGGAGGGAGGAGCAGAAGAAGCGCCUGGAGGAGCUGGAUGCGGCAUCGAAGGUGACCGAGCAGGAGUGGCGCGAGAAGGCCAAGAAGGACCUGGAGGAGUGGAACCUGCGUCAGAACGAGCAGAUGGAGAAGAACCGGGCAAACAACAGGAUCGCUGACAAAGCCUUUUACCAGCAGCCGGACGCCGAUGUCAUCGGCUACGUGGCCUCGGAGGAAGCGUUCCUGAAAGAGUCCAAGGAGGAAACCCCGGGCUCCGAGUGGGAGAAGGUGGCCCAGCUCUGCGACUUCAACCCCAAGAGCAGCAAGCAGAGCAAGGACGUCUCGCGGAUGCGCUCGGUGCUCAUCUCCCUCAAACAGACGCCCCUGUCCCGCUAGCUGCCGCAGCGGCGGGGCACGGCCAGGCUCGCCGGGACAGGGGGGCUUCAUGGGUCCUCGGCCGCGCUCUCCAGUCAGUGGUUGUAACUCUCCCCAUGGUUUUCCUUUUGCUUAAAGGUGCGUCGGUCUCUUUUUACA